AAUGUCGUCUCCAAACUUUUACCUGCUGUGCUUCACGAUUCUAAUAGUUCUUCAUUCGGUUUUUUUGACAUCUACAAAACAAAGACUGACACUGUACCCCAACGCUUUAUCAUGGAAUGACGCAAAGACAGCAUGCGAGCAGAAAAAUAGUGCCCUACUGAAAAUUUCCUCCACCACAAAACAAUAUUUCGUUGAACAUUUUCUUCAGAAUGAGUGGAUCACUUCUGUAGUGGGAAAUGUAUGGACGGGAUUACAUGAAAUAGAUUCGUUAGACGGAUCAAAGGUGAAAUGGACUGACUGUAGCGAUGUAACAUACUACAAUUACCAUUCUGCGCCAAGCCCAGUGGUAGACGGCAAUAAAUGCUUCACUGUGAACCCUACUACAGGACAGUGGAAGGCGGAGAGAUGUGAUCUAAAAUUAAGCUUUAUCUGUGAAGAAAAUUUAGGGCUUUGUGACUUUUCCCGAAGAUACCCGAACACAGGCUGUGGAGUGACUUUGAAGCAGACAGACGAGUAUAGCUUGACGGACUGCUUAGACACAUGUCGAAAUAUUCCAAUACAACCAGGAAACGAAGAGUGCUGGGGAAUUGGGCACUUUUUGGGUUAUAGCGGAGAUGACUGUUGGAUGUUUCUAUCGGUUGACCCUGAAGCAUGCGCAUACAACACUUUUGCAUCUGGAUCCAUUGAUGUGUACAUAAAGACCUGUUUUACACAAGCUAUAAAUAACACUGUAAUUGCGGAUAAUUCAACUCUUGAAACGCCAUACUCAUCCUGUCUGAUUCAGUACACCACGACAGAGGGCAGACUAUCAUCAGAUGCCACCACCCAGAGUACAACUCCAUUAAAUACGGAGAGUUCUACCACUCCUGCCAUGAGUACCUUUCCUACUACCGUACAAAGUCGGGACACCUAUGCCACGGAGAUAACCUCCAUGGCAACCGUAAACGGAUCCAAUGCGUGUAGCUGUCCGUGUAGUACAAAUUAUUCGCUGUCAGUAGAAGAACUUCUGGCGCAAAUCAAACAAGAAUUGCACAUCGAUAAAAAGGAAACGUCGGCGUUUCAGAGGACACGAACCUGUGCAGACGACAAACGACCCAGUGCGAUGAUGAUUGGCGUCGGUGGAAUAGUAUUCAUAGUGUUAGAAAUGGGAUUUUUUAUUUUAUUAGACAUCCCGAACUUAAUCGAAAUGUUUUGCUUUUUUCAAAGGAGAGGAUGUGGACGAUGUAGGAAAGGGAAUAAAAAGUCAGUAUGAUGUGUGGUGGGUCAAUUGUGACAAUGCUGUAAGUCAAUGUGAUGUGUGGUGGGUCAAUUGUGACAAUGCUGUAAGUCAAUGUGAUGUGUGGUGGGUCAAUUGUGACAAUGCUGUAAGUCAAUGUGAUGUGUGGUGGGUCAAUUGUGACAAUCCUUUAAGUCAAUGUGAUGUGUGGUGGGUCAAUUGUGACAAUCCUUUAAGUCAAUGUGAUGUGUCAAUUGUGACAAUCCUUUAAGUCAAUGUGAUGUGUGGUGGGUCAAUUGUGACAAUGCUUUAUGAUCAUGGUUUCUUUUCCAUUUAGUCUGUUGUUGUUCUUUCCUGAUUUAUGAUUUAAUUUUAAAUUAAAGUAAAUGAUUGAUUGAGA
Molecule: messenger RNA, 1616 nt
Organism: Ostrea edulis (European flat oyster)
Lineage: Eukaryota; Metazoa; Mollusca; Bivalvia; Ostreida; Ostreidae
Exons: 8
Coding region: 2-1252 (416 amino acids)
Biological process (GO): biological process involved in interspecies interaction between organisms
Cellular component (GO): external side of plasma membrane
Molecular function (GO): carbohydrate binding
Source: RefSeq, a predicted model, not a curated record